Messenger RNA from Pseudovirgaria hyperparasitica, 849 nucleotides. Its product is annotated as NAD(P)-binding protein. NCBI's taxonomy places the organism in Eukaryota, Fungi, Ascomycota, Dothideomycetes, Acrospermales, Acrospermaceae. The record is from RefSeq and is a predicted model, not a curated record. The coding region runs from base 1 to 849 and encodes 282 amino acids. The transcript has 2 exons. Gene Ontology annotation, molecular function: oxidoreductase activity, acting on the CH-OH group of donors, NAD or NADP as acceptor.
AUGGCCAAACGCCUCCAAGGUAAAGUUGCCAUCGUGACGGGCUCGUCCAGCGGUCUGGGACGUGCUAUCGCCACAGCAUUCGCUACAGAAGGCGCGCAGGUCUGCUGUGUUGAUCUGUAUCCAGGCUUGCGCAAUGCCAUCGACCCAGAGACUGGCAAAGCAGAUUCCUACCAUAACCGCAUCACGACGGGAAUUCCCACACAUGAGUCGCUGCCGGCGUCUUCCUCGGGCAAGCCUCACAUCUUUGUGCGUGCAGACAUGACUGUUGCUGGCGAUGUCGAGGCUGCCGUGGUCGAGUGUGUCAAGGUGUACGGACGGCUGGAUUUCAUGUGUAAUAACGCCGGGAUCACUGUCGAGUCGACGCAUACUCGCGUGAUGAGAGUGCACGAGACAUCCGAGGACGACUAUGAUAGAACGAUGGCGAUCAAUGCAAAAGGCGUCUUUCUAGGCUGCAAGUACGCCGUUCGGCAGAUGCUCUUACAGCCGCGCUCGGACGACUACUACAUUGUCAAUACAGCGUCUAUUCAGGGCCUGGUCGGCUAUCUUGGCACUCCAUCGUACUGUGCGUCUAAGGGAGCCGUGGUGCAGUUGACAAAACAGAUCGCGCUGGACUAUGGCCCAGAGCGGAUUCAUUGCAAUGCGUUGUGUCCUGGUUUCUUGAAAACGGCGAUGACCCAGAACCUCCAAAGCGAGCCCGAGAUCCUGGCAUCUAUCAGCGCGGCGCAUCCACUUGGAGGCAUGGGGAAUCCCGAAGACGUGGCACGAGCAGCAGUAUUCCUGGCGAGUAGUGAUGCACGGUGGAUUACGGGCGUUCCUCUCGCAAUCGACGGUGGGUAUACAGUUCAGUAG